Messenger RNA from Halichondria panicea, 2318 nucleotides. RefSeq lists its product as uncharacterized. Bases 1 to 2202 code for a protein of 733 amino acids. Gene Ontology annotation, molecular function: protein binding. The transcript has 6 exons. The record is from RefSeq and is a predicted model, not a curated record. Lineage: Eukaryota; Metazoa; Porifera; Demospongiae; Suberitida; Halichondriidae.
AUGACAGAUGCAGUGAAAUCUCUAGACACUAUUAAUGGUGUGGUGGGGUCACUUGGACCGUUAGAGGGGGCCAUGUUCCUCAAUGAUGUGUCAAGAAGUGCUAUUUUCCAUCUAGAGUGUACGAACCCCUUCAAGAAGAUGAAGGUGUUUGACCUAUCCAAAGUGAACAGGAAACCACUCACUGUGGAGCAGGUGCCACUGGGAUACAGGCCCUACAGUGGAUGCUUAUUUGAUGUGCUCAGUGAAUCAGACAAUGACAAGAGGUUUGAGGAUCUUUGCUCCUUCUUUCGUACCUUCGGCUCUCGGGGGGACAAAGGUCGCGAGUGUGGACUCACCUACACCAUCAUGCACCUGUGGCCAAUCAUCUACGCUCAUCAGAGAGACUCUAUCAAAACGAAAUUACCUUACACUGCUGCCCUGUUUGAGUACUUUAUCGAUGCUGGCAUGAUUGAAUGUUUCUUGAGAAUCCUUUCCUACGGCCUAGAGCGCAAUUUCCUGCACAUUGAGUUCAACCGAUAUGCUCCUUAUCGCAUCUGGGAGUCACUAGUUGCUGGCACCCACAUUGACCAACCGCACUGUCAUGCUGUAGUUCAUAGGAUCCUUGCAAUGGAACAGAUAGCUGUGGAUAUCUUUCUAUCAUACCUCAACGGGAAGGUGUCGUCUUUGGAGGCAAUGGUGGCCACUCAAGUCAUUGGUAACAUGUCAAGCUACCUUUCUGCUAUGAACUGGCUACUCAACCACCCCACUAUGUGUGCAGCUGCUAUCAAGUAUCUGUGGACCUCCUAUACUGACCAAUACUCGACAUUUCGUCAACACCAAGAUCUACAAUCCGUGUACCAAAGAACACUUUAUUCUCACUAUCAAGUGAACGCUGAUGAGGGUGUAGUCACGUCGGACGUCUCCCGGUUGCCGCAAAUGACCCACCAUCUUGCCCUACAGCUGAUGGUGAACAUAUGUGCAGCCUACCCCGAGGGCAAUACAUUGUCGCAAGUGGAGCCCAGCAUUCUGGCUGUCGUAGAAGAGGGUUUACACGAUCAUGUCGGGGAUAUCAUGUGCGGCAUACUGCUCAACUAUGACAAAAAUCCGUACGUGUCUCCGGAAAAGUUUACGUCAGUUGUGAGUUGGUCGGUAUUUCAAUCAAAGAGCCAAAAAUUAGCAAUCGAACAGCUACGUCGACUACCGUACACACGUAGGGAUAAGCCACCGUUCUUUUCUCGCCAGUCAUAUGCCAAGAGUCGUAGUGUAAUUGCUUUCCUCAUCACUCACGCCCUCUGGUUUGACGAUCACAAUGCAGCCAACUUUGCCACGCUGGGGGUCAUUAGUCUACUGAGACAGAGCGACGAGAUUGCCAUGGAGAUUAUCCGCUUUGCCGGGGACCUUCUCUACGACUUGGCCCACUCCAUCCACAUUGUACAGCUAGAUAAGCAUCCUUCCCCCAUAAAGAGUGCCAUAUUGGAGGUGUUUCUGAAGCUGGGUGGAUUCUCAUACUAUACGCAGGACAAGACCAGAGUUUCAGCUGGUGAAUGCAAGUUUGAUGGCCCAGUUCCUCAGUGUAUCAAGGAUGCUAAGGAGUUUUGUGAGAGGUACCUCCUAGAGGAAAUGUUGCCCAAGACAGAGAAACAGAGGCGGGUCAGAUGUGCCGACUCGUUUAAGACUGAGGGCAAUGAGUUCUUCCAGAGAGACAUGUUCCAUGAUGCCAUUGUCUGCUACACCAAAGCUCUGGAGAUCUGCCCGCUCACGUGUGUGGAGAGGAGGGUCACCUACUACAGCAACCGUGCAGAGUGCUUCAUAAAGUCCAACCAGCCUCGUCGUGCUGUCAGUGAUUGCACUCGUGCCAUCGCUCAGAACCCCGACACCUUAAAGGUUCGCUGGAGAAGAGCCCAGGCUCUCUCACAGAUUGGUGCCAGACACCUUGCUGCUCUAGACUUUUUCACAAUUGCUCAUCGCAAUGACAAGUCUGUUAUCUCCCUCCUGGGUCUUGAGAGAUGGGAGGACUUGAAGAGUGAGUACCGGAGAUUGUUGGAGCACACCUUCCCCGACAUAGCCGAGCAGCAACUGGGAUUCACUGUGUACAGAGGUCACAUGACUAGGGAGUAUGGAUUGAAUGUAAAUGUACACACAGCUGCCUCUAGUAUUCCACCAUACACGGGCCAGCCAUUGUUUGGAGUCGAGGAGGGACGUCACAUCCAUCACGUACUCUGAACUUUGUAUUACACAAAAUAAUGUUUAAUUAAGUGAUCAUAAUAUAAUUACAAUACACAUUGAUUUUUGUGCAAUAAUUAAAUAAGCUCCGACAAAAUAAAUAUCAAAUAUAUUCA